ACGUCAUUCUGCAGCGACAGUUUAGGCAAAAUAAGUACUGUAGAUUUUUCGGAAAGUGCAUAAUUUGUCUGUUUAUGUUAACGGGUUGGGGAUUGUGCUUUGAUGACCCCCUCAGCGUUGCAGUAUGUGAAAGUUUUGACAGAGGAAGCAAGAUGAGUGGUGGUUUGGCACCAAGUAAAAGUACAGUUUACGUCUCCAACCUACCAUUUUCACUAACUAAUAAUGAUUUGCACAAGAUUUUUAUCAAGUAUGGAAAAGUUGUUAAGGUUACUAUUGUGAAGGAUAAAGACACCAGAAGAAGUAAAGGAGUGGCCUUUGUUCUUUUCCUGGAUAGGGAAUCAGCCCACAAUUGUGCAAGAGCUCUUAACAACAAACAAUUGUUUGGCAGAACAGUAAGAGCAAGCAUUGCGGUUGACAACGGCAGAGCAGCUGAAUUUAUUAGAAGGCGCAAUUAUACCGACAAGUCCAAAUGUUAUGAAUGUGGAGAAUCUGGUCACUUAAGCUAUGCAUGCCCUAAAAACAUGCUUGGUGAAAGAGAACCACCCAAGAAGAAAGAAAAGAAAAAGAAGAAGAAAGUAGAAGAGACAGAAGAAGUUGAGGAUGAAGAAAGUGACGAGGAAGGAGAAGACCCUGCUCUUGAUAGUCUCAGCCAAGCUAUUGCAUUCCAGCAAGCAAGAAUUGAAGAGGAUGAACAAAGGCGCAAACAGAGAGAGGAUGCAAAUGGGGCUUCUACUUCUGAGGACUCUAGACGACCAAGAAUUAAAAAGAGUGCUUAUUUUAGUGAUGAAGAAGAACUAAGUGACUAGAAGCUGUUAUUUUACCUGUGCAAAUUUUGAAAGUGUAUUUGCAUUUUAGCAAUUUUAUAAGUUUCCCUUUACCCAGAUUGGUUCAGUUAGGUACCUUGGACUACUAGGUACCUUUUUUACUACUAUUCUUAUUUAUUUUUUCAAAGUGUUCGUAUAAGAUUUGUCAUUUUACCAAUCUGGAUGUAAAAAAUAUAUUUUCACAUUUUAAUAAACUCAUUAAUCCU
Messenger RNA from Polyodon spathula (Mississippi paddlefish), 1030 nucleotides. RefSeq names its product zinc finger CCHC-type and RNA-binding motif-containing protein 1-like. The record is from RefSeq and is a predicted model, not a curated record. Bases 75 to 806 code for a protein of 243 amino acids. Lineage: Eukaryota; Metazoa; Chordata; Actinopteri; Acipenseriformes; Polyodontidae. The transcript is spliced from 8 exons. Gene Ontology annotation, cellular component: U12-type spliceosomal complex. Gene Ontology annotation, biological process: mRNA splicing, via spliceosome. Gene Ontology annotation, molecular function: zinc ion binding; RNA binding.